Mauremys mutica (yellowpond turtle) is the source of this 720-nucleotide messenger RNA. RefSeq names its product olfactory receptor 14A16-like. Gene Ontology annotation, cellular component: membrane. The transcript is spliced from 2 exons. Bases 1 to 720 code for a protein of 239 amino acids. The record is from RefSeq and is a predicted model, not a curated record. NCBI's taxonomy places the organism in Eukaryota, Metazoa, Chordata, Testudines, Geoemydidae. Gene Ontology annotation, molecular function: G protein-coupled receptor activity; olfactory receptor activity. Gene Ontology annotation, biological process: G protein-coupled receptor signaling pathway.
AUGGUUGUAGCCCUCGACAACCACCUUCACACCCCCAUGUACUUCUUCCUGAUGAAUCUGUCCAUUGUAGACCUUGGCUCCAUCUCUGUGAUUGUCCCCAAAUCCAUGGCCAACUCCCUCAUGAACACCAAGUCCAUUUCCUAUGCUGGAUGUGUUGCCCAAGUCACCAUCUGCCAACCACUGCACUAUGAGACAAUGAUGAACAUCAGAGCUUGUGUUCAAAUGUCAGCUGGUGCCUGGAUCAGUGGGAUUCUCUACUCUGUGUUACACACCGGGAACACAUUUGCUUUGACCUUCUGUGGAGGCAACAUGGUGGAUCAGUUCUUUUGUGAGAUCCCCCAGCUACUCAAGCUCACCUGCUGUGACUCAUAUCUUAGUGAAGUUGGGGUUCUUGUCUUUAGUGUGGGUUUAGUCUUAGGCUGCUUUAUUUUUAUCACUGUGUCGUAUGUUCAGAUCUUCAAAUCAGUGCUCAGAAUCCCCUCUGAACAAAGCCGGCAUAAAGCCCUAUCCACCUGCCUUCCUCACCUCAUUGUGGUCUCCUUGUUUGUUUGCACUGCCAUCUUUGCCUACCUGAAACCCACCUCCAACUCCCCAUCUGCUCUGGAUCUUCUGAUGGCUGUUCUCUAUUCUGUAUUGCCACCAAUCAUGAAUCCAGUUAUCUACAGCAUGAGGAACAAGAAGAUCAAAGCUGCCUUGAGGAGACUGACUGGGUGUAGGUAA